This is a messenger RNA of Gymnogyps californianus (California condor), 8260 nucleotides long. It is a transcript of the gene TEF, whose product is annotated as TEF transcription factor, PAR bZIP family member. The transcript is spliced from 5 exons. The record is from RefSeq and is a predicted model, not a curated record. Gene Ontology annotation, cellular component: nucleus. Lineage: Eukaryota; Metazoa; Chordata; Aves; Accipitriformes; Cathartidae. Gene Ontology annotation, biological process: regulation of transcription by RNA polymerase II. Gene Ontology annotation, molecular function: DNA-binding transcription factor activity, RNA polymerase II-specific; RNA polymerase II cis-regulatory region sequence-specific DNA binding. Bases 47 to 1015 code for a protein of 322 amino acids.
GCUGGCGACCGUUGACAGCCCGCCCGCCCGCCAGCUCGCGGGGAGUAUGCCCGGCCGCGCCGCGCAUCAGGAGGCGGCGGCGGCGGCGGCGGCGGCGGCGGGAGGACCAGAGCCCACUGCAGCCGGGGGGAGCGCGGGGGCCGCCGCGCAGCAGGAGCAGCGGGGCCUGGCGGGCGCCUUCCCGCUGGUGCUGAAGAAGCUGAUGGAGAACCCGCCGCGGGAGGCGCGCCUGGAUAAAGAGAAGGAGAAGAUAAAGCUUGAGGAAGAUGAGGCAGCAGCUGCCAGCACUAUGGCAGUCUCGGCUUCCCUUAUGCCGCCCAUUUGGGACAAAACUAUUCCUUAUGAUGGCGAGUCUUUCCACCUGGAGUACAUGGAUCUGGAUGAGUUCCUGCUGGAGAAUGGAAUUCCUUCCAGCCCUACUCACCUGGAUUUGAACCAGAAUCCACUCUUGCCUGUGGCUGAGCUGGAAGGAAAGGAGUCUGCCAGUGCUUCCACUGGUUCUCCUGCAUCAUCCUCUUCCACUGCAGUUUACCAGCAAUCUGAAGCAGCCUCCAGCACAGAGUCCCCACCACAAAAUGAGAGAAAUACUCCCAGCCCCAUUGAUCCUGACUGCGUAGAAGUUGAGGUGAAUUUUAACCCUGACCCUGCUGAUUUAGUGCUGUCCAGUGUGCCUGGUGGUGAGCUCUUCAAUCCUCGCAAGCACAAGUUUACUGAAGAGGACCUGAAACCACAACCAAUGAUUAAAAAAGCCAAGAAGGUUUUUGUCCCAGAUGAGCAAAAGGAUGAAAAAUACUGGACAAGGCGAAAGAAGAACAAUGUGGCAGCAAAGCGUUCCCGUGAUGCUCGGCGAUUAAAGGAGAAUCAGAUCACAAUUCGGGCAGCCUUUCUUGAGAAAGAGAAUACAGCCCUGAGGACGGAGGUUGCAGAGCUGCGCAAGGAAGUGGGACGAUGCAAGAACAUUGUUUCUAAAUACGAGACCAGAUACGGACCCUUUGACUUAUCUGAUUCCGAGUGAUGCAACUUUAAAGACUUUUAAAAACAAAGAAACUAAAAAGCACACAUGAAUCGCCAGUCUUCAGAGUGAGCAGUGAAAUCUAUGAGGUGUCCCAACACAAACAACUGACGAUGACCCUGCCUGCCUGCUUGCCUGCAAGUACCCCAUCUGAACUACCCAGGGCUGGGCAUGAUGAAAAGUGCAAAGUCUCCUUAAUUCUGUAUAUGGCUUUCUUAUCUGUCUUUCUCAGUGUAACUAUGAACUACAAUAAGCUUACUUAUUCGGGUUUUGUCAAGACACUCAAAGUUCAUGUCUCAAAGUCUGUUGACAGCCUGUGUGAAUAGUGACUCUUUGUUUUGGCACUCGAGUGGAAGGAAAUAGGGAGUUUUAAAUGAAAGUGUCUGUAUAUGUUAAGAAUUGCUAUAUUUUAAGACUCUUUUCCCUGCAGUAGAAUAAAUUUUAUUUAAUACUGCAGCUCACUUCUGGUACAGUGUAGCAUCUUGUGAGUGCAGAAUUAAAGACACCAGGAAAACAGCAGUCUGUGAUGUGUGAGACUUCCAGUGCAGAAAAGUACAGCGGAUGUAUUGAAACCAUCCAGAAGGCACCACAGUGUGCCAUACAAAGAGUAGUAAUAAACCUCUAUCAAAUAACCUAUGUAACAGUAAAACACUUUGGUUGCUUUCCUGCUCCACAGCUACACUGCUGUAACUUGCCUUUUCCUUUGUUUCUUUUAUGAGGCUCGCUUUCUUUUAUGGUAUCUUGCUGAAACAAGAUCUAUUCUUCUGUUAAUGAUUUAGCAAUCUUGGAAAAGGUGCUAGUCUGAGCUGCUGAUCCCCAUGUCUUUUGGCAGUCUGAAACUACCAAAUGAGUAUUAGCUCCAGCAAAACAAUGGCUAUUAGCUGCCAUAUUACAAUUUUCUGCCUCUUGACUACAUGAGAACUGUGGUGGCAAAAGAGUGCUUUGUUCAUCUGUUUUAUAAAACUGAAACAGCCAAUGAUUUCUCACAGUUACAACGGGCAGCUUAAGUAUCAAGACCCUUGUGCUGCUGUGGGAGAGCAGGUGAAAGCUUGGACAAAUUGUGGGGAUGUUUAUUGUGUGUCGAAGAUGGAGGAAGUAUGUGGAAGUUCCUUUGUCAGUUUCAUCAGCAUAACAAGAAUCUUCUCUUACAUUAAGGAAGCUUAAGAGCUAAAUUUGUGGGGGAAGAAAAGAGUACUUAAUUUCUGGGAAAGUAGUACAGGGCCAUGCUUGUGGCCAAAACGGAGCUUGUAAGACAGGAGUGUAUUCAUGCCUGGAGAUUGAUAAACAGCAUACCCCUCAAGAAAAAUAAUUUUGAAAGCUUUCAGAAGCACAAGUGCUGAAAUGAUGAGGCACAACUAGUUACCAGCAAAGCUCAAUGCUAUCAUGUUGAACAAGUAUUUUGACUUUGCAUUUACCCAAGAGAUUCCACCCCUAAUUUCAGAGCAGAAAGGCAAAGAGAAAAGGGUGCAAAGAAGCAGCUAAUGUUGUAAACUUCAUUUAAAAAAAUAAUAAAAGUCUCAAAACCCAGAAUUCAUAACCAGUUUUUUGAAGGCAAAACCUUUGUAAAGAGCAUAUACAUUAAAUGCAGUUAUUGACCUAUUAUUUUUAAUGGAUUAUGUUCUGAAGUCAAGAAAGUGCUUUUAACUUUUUUGCUGGUUACAAAAGUAUACUUACGAGUGUAUUAUUGUAAUUUGGGAUUCUGAAGCUCUGAGAUAAUCUUGGAGUUUUCUCCUCAAAUAGGUGAAUAGUUUAGCUCCAUGUUGCUGAAAUGUCAGCAUAUAUCUCUAUCUGUAUCAAGUAUUGCUGAUUUGGACUGAUAUUUUUUUGUACGUACUGCUUUUUGUUGUUUUAUUUUGGUGAUAAAGGCCAAACCAUGGAUUUUUAAGAAAAAACAAAAAAACAGCCAAAAAAAGCCCCACAACCCUGACAGCAUGUAAAUGUAGCAACUCUUUUUGCAUUUAUAAUUUCUGAGUUUUCAGUUAGCUUUGAAUGGUUGUUCUUGAAAGUCAUGCUUCCUGUUUAAAUCGCAAAGCUAAAGGAUAUUGUAACUGGGCAAGGAGUUGCUAGUCCUUCAUUUGGGUCUUGCUGUCUUACUGCUUUAGGAAUAUCUUUUAAAUACUUAUAUAUUGUAUACAGGAUUUGGUUUUGCAGUAUGUCAUGCUACUUUAACAGCAAAAUAUUCAAUCAGUGAGAUUAGUAUGUGCGAUUCUAUUAGCUUUUUCUGUUGUAUUAAAAGCUUACACAAUGGAAACUAACAGUGAAUGUUCAUUAGAUCUUCCUUUCAGAGAAGACUGUUAGCAAACUCUUGUGCUUCCCUGUAGGACAGUGCAAAUUUGCACAUUCUGUGAUUCAUGUGUCUACGGGUUGCAAAACUGGAAAAUCGCACUUUAGGGUGAGUGCAGCUUAACUUUUGUAGCUGGAGAAUUUUUUUUGUUAAGAAGCAACAUCUUUAAAGAUAGAUGAGAAGGUCAUAACUAUUUAAAGGAGUGUAGAUAUUGCCAGACAAAAAGUUAUGUGCAAUGCUGAAUUCCUUUCUCAGUUUUUGCAGUCUCAGGAAGUUAAGCUUACUGCUUCAGAGCUCUCUGCUCCUCUCAGAACGAUGAACUAUACAGUCUUGUUUCUCUGACUAGGAUGACAAUCCUAUCCAUAAGUGACAACUUGGGUACGUUUUCAUAGUGGUCAUAAGAAGACCAAUAUUCUUUUAGCUCAGUUUGAACAUUAAAAGAUGCUGAAUUGACACUGUUAAGAGUAUGAAGUUCUCUAGCCUUGGAACAUGCUCUGUAGAGGCCAUAAGUGUGCCUGAUGCCAAUGUACCCCAUUCCAGCCAUAAAGGGACCAUCUCAAGGGGAGAGAAUAAAGGGAGUGCACCUUUCAGCAUCAUUGCAGGGAUUGCCAAUAAAGGGAGCAGUUUUUGACACAGCUGUACAUUCAUUAGGAAGAAGAUUGACACCAAAUGGCCAUUUCACAGUACUAACUUUGAAAACAUAUAAACUAUUGAUGAGAUUUGCAGGCAAUGAGUGUUGUCUUAUUCUACAGAAGAAACAGACUGUGAAUAAAUGAUGUGCAACAUUUAAUACAGUAUUGCUUUCAUACAUGGUCUUCUAAUCUACACAUAGUUAUAUCUCCUUGUAAUAAUGAGGUUUUGUAUUUAAGAAUUCCCUAGAAGCUUAAUCUUUCACCCGUUGCCAAGAUCUGCUCCCGCUGAAGCCAGUAACAAAGAUCUCAUUAACUCCCACAGGAAAAAGUCUUUACUCUCACAUGGUUAUCGUAAAGUUUUAGCAAGCACUGGAGUCAUGGGUGUCUUUGCUUUAUUCUGGAGCAUUCUGUGCUGGGAUCAGGUGGAUGUAUCUCAGAUUGCAGGUGUAAUGUUGGUAAACUGGUCCUAUCACUUGUUCAUUUACACAGUUAGUGAUAGUUUUGAUAUUCAGAUAAUCUGAAUUCUGCUUUUUUUUUUUUUUUUUGCCCUGCAUGGACAGGAUGAAAAAGUAGCGUACUAUAAACUUGUGCUGGGAGAAGAAAUUUAUUUUUUUUAAGUGAAAUGUGGCUUUUUGCAGUUCUUCUAGUAACAUUUUAUGUCUCUUCUGACAAUUCUCCAUUUCCCUGCUGUGCUGUUUGAAAGCCCAAGGUGUUCUAGCUGUAGAAAUCACUUUCAGCGUUAUCUGCAGGACUGCCACUAAUUGUACCAAAUUCAUUUCAAGUUGGGAGGUGCAGUGGAAGGCCAGCAGCUUUGGGAAUACUGUAAUAAAACCACUUGUGUGGAAAAAUAUUUUUGUGUAGACAGCAGAAAUAGUGGACUUGCACAGAAGAGAAUAUUGCUGCUUCAGCCUUGUAAGUCUCCUCAGCAUAACAGGGCUUUGUUCCUUGUGAUCAGAUGCGUUCCUUUUUAGUGAAAGCGGAGGUAUCACGGACCUCUGUAAAAUCCAGAUAGGCUUUUGUUCACCCUUACAGUUUUAGCUGCUAAGCACAAGAUAAGAAAUGCAAAUUUGUCUUAAUGCAUAAAUCUCAUAUUUUUGGCAACCUACAUCUAAAUCCAUAAACAGCAAAAUCAUUUGUUAAUGCUAGUGUUUUGCCUUUGCAGCACUACAAGACACUGGCUGGCUUUCUAGGUGUUCAGAUAAUUACUCUGAUCUGUAUAUCUGCCACUGUAACAUGGUGAAGAUAGAUAAACUCACAGUGGGAAAAAGGUAGAAAGAAUAGGCUUAACUAAACUUCUGUGGAGAUGCUAACAUAAUGCUAAUUGAGAAAUUACAAUUAUUUAAUUCAUAAUAAUGCAGAUUUGUCAUAUAGAAUGUAAUUUGUUAGUUUGAUAGUGUGCUAUCCCCUAGUGAGUCACUUUCAGAAUGCGAACUUCUUAAAGUUCAAGCAGCUACAGGAGAAAGGGAAUCCUUUGAGGAAGAUACAUGUAUAGAUAAACAUACAGAUACUUGGCAAAGAGAGUACAGAAUGAAAGCAGGUAGAGAAGAGUAAUGCAAGAGUAUGACCUGAGCCAGAUUGUCCUAAAAUUGUAAACAGUGAGGCUUCAGUUUUAGCAAUUUGGAUCCCCUCAGUUUAGCAUCGUACAGAAGAUACGUACUUGUUUAGGUUUUGGUAAUCUCCUUUUCUUGAUCUUAUUUCCACAGUCCAGAAGAAAGUGAAAGGAAUAUACAGACAGGGAGGAGAGUUACUGCAGAAAGGCAUGAAAAUAUAGCUGUUGCUUUAACUGAGUGCACUGUUGCACUGGGACUUGACCUGCUGAUGUGAACUGAUAGUGCUGUGUUGUGAGGAAAUUGCUAUCUGAGGCCCCUAUAUUUUAAGGCCUCAAUUCUGCUGUCAUUUCUGCAUGGGAUGAGCCCUGUAUCUGUAGAGAACCAUGCGGACUUCACAGGAUCUGUUCUUGAAUGUGAAGCUCUGCCCAGGCAGUCAGCUGCAGAAUUGUGUCCUUAACACACGAUCAGUUGUAGUUACAAGGCUGUUGAUAUGAAGUGUAAUUUGGGUGCCUGUUACAUAGCCAAAACCCUUGUUACUUCAUUUUCCCAACUAAGGCAUGAGCAGAAGCCCUUUGCUGUACAACAUCUGUUAAAAAAAAAAAAUAAUAAAAAAAAAUUACCGCGCAUAUGUCUAGUAAACUAAGGCAUGUGAUUUUGGUCUGUGGGUCUCAACAAACUUUGCUCGUGUACCUGCCUGAAUGUUUUCUUAGAUCUGCAGCUAUGUCUCAGCAAGAAGGUAUGGUGGGAUUUGUUUUCCUGAGGGGGCACAAUAGCAGCUCUUAUCUGUCCUGCGGGUGACCGCUUGCUGCUGGCCAGGAUCAUGGAUGAAUGCAGCCUCUGCACUUUUAUGUGAAGUUGUCUGAAAUAUGGUGAUUAACAUGAUUAUUGGAAUACUGUAUUUUGUAUAACUUAGAACAUGUAAAUACACUUUUAAAACUAAUCUGUUCUAUGAAGUAAUAAAUAAGUGCUUCCAUUGUAAGAUCUGAAUAUUGUUAAUGCUUCAUGUAGCUUGAUUUGGGAUUAUUUUUUUCCUAGAGAACUAUGGAAAUCAAAACAAAGAUUGAUGUUGUGGAAAUCUAGUCUAGUUGUGAUGCUUUCUAUCAACAAAAAAUGUUUUAAAAAUAAUAAUGAGCUACUUAAGCAGAGAAACUGAGAAUUUGAGGGAAUUGAUUCUUUUCCAGUCUUUCUUUAACAGUAGUCACUGAUUACAUUCAUAAUUGUACUCUUCCCAUCCCAUUAGCUGGACAGUUGAUUUGUUGUUUGUGAGUAGCAUUUGGAAAGUGGUGGUAUUAUUCGUAAAGCUUAGUGAUUGAGGAAAACUAAAGGGUUGUUUGUUUGGUUUUUUUUUAACUAUUCUCUCUUUUGGCUCAAACAGAUCUGUCUCCACCCUUCAGCCAGACUGCAGCAAGUUGCAAUGAAACAGUGAGUGACUGUUACUGAAGCUCAUUUGUAACCUAGAUAGUCUACAUCUUUGUUAGUUCUAUUAUGUACACAGAUGACACAGGUAUCCUGUUACGGUGUGGAGAGAGAGAAAGUGAUUAAUGACUUGAGGUUUUGCUGAGUACAUGUUCACUGGAUGCUGCACAGCUGGAACUCUCAUCAGCUUUCAUGGUCUUUUCUAUCUCGUGUUAAAAGGAAAAAACCAAAACAGUGGAGUGAGAAUCACGAGCAGUCUGCUAGGAAAUAUGAACACUUGGGUUUUGAGGAGGAAGUGAGAUUGAUCCAUCAGCCUUCAUCUAAAGAGAUUAGCCUGUGAUGACACUUUCUCCAGCCAUAACGUAACUUUGUCUUUAAUGCUGUACUGGAGCAGUCUCCUCUCUGGUAACAGUUGCGUCUGCAGUGUUCCAUAAAUGACAAAGACACAACAUCUUUUGUAGUGGGCAGAGAUGGUGGCAUCUCUUCCCCCCACCCCUUCUUUUUUUCCUCCCCCCUCAGUGUCUCUAGGCUGUAAAAUAGCUAUGAAACAGCUAAGCGUAUGUGCAGUUAUUCAGAAAACUCUGUUCCUGUAAAGCUUUUUCAGAGACAUACAGUUUUUAACUAAAUAGUUUGAGGGAACUCCUGUCUGCUAUAUUUGGCCUGAAAUUCUGUUGCCUCUUGGAUAAAAGUAUUUUUUUGGCUUCAGAUGUGACACUGAUCUGUCCCAUUCAUUCAGUGGGAUGGAUGAUAGUAUCUGCAUAGUAUUUAUAUAAGAUAUAAAUCUGAUCUUAGUUUUACUGUGUGUUAAGUUGUUUAAUCUCUUGGAUGUCUGCUCCUUGAGGUUGUCUAUAUAAUUCCUGUAAAUGUAGCUGCUUUUUGAAGCAGUCCAUCAAGUGCAUUUGGGAUCAUCCUGACUGAAAGAUUCUAUAGAAAUGAAAGAGAUAAUAAAGUUUGUAAAGCGGCUGGGUAAAAAUGUAUUGCCAUAAAUGGUUUUAAUUUAUAUAAGAAUCUUUUGUCCCAAACUGCUUGUUUUGUACAUAAACCUACACACUCCUGGCAGCUGAUGGGUGAAAAUAAAGGUGCUUAAACAGCAAUCUAAUGAGGAAAGGGCAUUUCACUGUUGCAGAGUUGGUAUUAUUUUAUAUUUCCAUUUAUUACACUUUUUUAAAUGUAUAAACCACAGAUUUGAAUUCUCAAAGUCUUCAGCUUGGAUUUUGUGAGUAGUUUAAAUCCUCUCACCUCUCUGCUCGUAACUGGUUUUUAAGAAAAAGAAAAGCUUUUGUUUAAAAUGUAAAAUUUUGACUGUAUUAAAUUCUGUUAGUACCCUUCCUUUUUAAGAAAUAAAAUGUAUAUUCCACUAUGCUGA